This is a messenger RNA of Diachasmimorpha longicaudata, 1122 nucleotides long. RefSeq lists its product as uncharacterized. The transcript has 5 exons. The coding region runs from base 422 to 979 and encodes 185 amino acids. The record is from RefSeq and is a predicted model, not a curated record. Lineage: Eukaryota; Metazoa; Arthropoda; Insecta; Hymenoptera; Braconidae.
GAUUAAUCCAAUUAGCUCAGAAAAUUUAAUUGACGAUAGCGUAUUUUGUUGCCCAUGCCAAAUUACCCGACUCUUGUGGACAAUUGUUGUAAUACUCCGGAAUUCCAGAAAAGUCGUAAUUUUUAUUGGAUAUUUAUCUCUGUGUAUUCUAUCCUAAUAAAUUCACAAUCUCAUACUGAGUGCCGAGGACUACCAGACUUUACGGAAGGAGUACUAAUAGUCGCCUGGUAGCUUUCAUGUAAGAUACAAAAUAUAUAAACAACGAAAGGUACGUUGUGAGAAAUUACAAAAAAAUUAGCAUAAAAAUCAGUGACUUCCUGGAAGUUGAAUCUGUAAUAAUAGAGACAGCCCAUUACCCCACAGGUAUAUAUUGUGAGGAAAACUCAUAAAGUACUCACAGUUCCCCCAAUCUGAAUCAGACAUGGAGUCUGGUGUGCUACUGGUUCUACUCAGCUGUUUGUCCUGGACAUAUGGUCAGGAAGACGUAUCAAAAGCGUGUGUAAAAAUUACACACACUGAAUCAAAUGAAUCCCUCGUAAUCCCCAAAAACCCUGUGGUCCAAGGUUUAUUCAGAGACAAUGGGUGGUACACAAGUAUGAAAUGGAAGAAUGGUACGGACGGGCCUAUUAUGCUUAGCUUCAGACUGGAGCGAUAUACCUGGAAAUUCGGAUACGAGAUCACAGGAAUAGGAAAACCCUCGUGGGAAUUAAUAAACUGGGGCUCGGCGGAACUCUGCAGACAUAUCGGAAUCGGUGAAGAGGCAUCCUGGUCUCUCCUGGCACGAGACCUUUUGGGCAUCAAAGGAUGCCCAAUCAAACCGGGACUUGAAGAUCUGAAUAAACAUCUUCUUGGCGAUAAGUGCAGACCCAUGGAAUUCUUCGAGGAACUAGAUCUCUCGUACAAACAUAGGAUUUUCCUUGACGUAAUCGCAAACGGUCAUAAGAUACUCAGGGGUCAAUUAAUAAUUCCCAUCCAAUAAAGACUUUAGAUUUAUUUAUUCAAUAAUCACUAGGAAUAUUUGACGGUUGUAAAUAGGAUAUGAAAUCAAUGUAAAUAAAGAGCGAUGUAAUGAAGAGAGUAAAUGUGUAAAUAAAGAGCUGUAGUGAAAUAUCAGUUUUUUUU